Messenger RNA from Naegleria gruberi, 1952 nucleotides. RefSeq names its product TPR domain-containing protein. NCBI's taxonomy places the organism in Eukaryota, Heterolobosea, Eutetramitea, Acrasida, Naegleriidae. The record is from RefSeq and is a predicted model, not a curated record. The transcript has a single exon. Bases 65 to 1933 code for a protein of 622 amino acids. Gene Ontology annotation, molecular function: protein binding.
UAAGAACCUUCUGGUUUUUCAAAUCCAUCAUCAGUUAAUUUCUAUUACAUUAUAACUAUUGAAAAUGUGUCAUGGUUGUUAUGCUCCACCAUUGUUUUUGUUACCGGUUUUGUUGGUAGUAGAGGCUUUUAGAGGGAUCGGGAAAGGAAUACAAAGUGUUGAUCAAGCAAUUCGGGCCAACAAUUUAAAGAUGAUAGAAUUAUUCAAGCAAAAGAAACAUGAUUUGGAUUUAUCUGCUUCUAAUCAGCUGUUGGAUAAGUCGAGUGUUUCCAUUCAGGAAAUUAAAAAACAUGUUGAUGAGUUGAAUGAUAAUGAUAGGGAACAAUUAGCCAAAUUGUUGAUUCAGAGAUGUAUUGCCCGAUUGGAACAACCUGAUUAUGGAUUGGCUAAGGAUGAUAUGCUUGAGGCAUUGUCAUUGAUGAAUGCAACUGGUGAAUCGGGUAAUGAUGGUUCUUCUUCUUUUGGUUCAUUCUGUAGGAAUUUCUAUUUGGCUGAAUACUUGUUGGGAAUGUGUUAUCACGGAAAUGGUGAUUUUAAGGAGGCUGCUAUUCAUUUCCAAAAAUCUAUUGAACACAGAUCUUAUGUAGAAUCUCAAUUGAUCGAUCAUCAAGACAAUGAGAAGGAACUUAUUGCAAUGGAAGAACAAUUCUUUUCCAUGCAAUUAGAAGCAAAGAAGCCAGUGGAAAAGGUUGCUGCUUCUUGGACUAAAAAUUGGAGCUAUUAUGCCAAUAGUGUUACUAAUUUUACAAAUAAGGCCAAGAAUUUCUAUAACCACAAUUUAAUGCUAGGCUCAGAUAAGCCAGUCCUCAAGACCAAACCAAAUACCUACAUUACCUUGGAAUUGUUGUACAUUAGAGCAGGUGUCUCCUAUUAUUCUGGCACCUAUUAUGCAAAUGGCGUUGAAUAUUUCAAUAGAGCUAUAGAAUUGGGAGAGAGCUAUCAAUCAGAAUAUUUGGAGUCAUCCUAUUAUAAUAGAGGAUUGUGUUAUUAUUAUUUAGGAGAAUUGGAAACAGCUAUUGAAGAUUUUACCAAAUCCAUUUCUUUAAUGCCUCUCCUAAAACAAAGAGAUGCUGUCUAUUUAAUGAGAGCUGCCACAUAUGGAAGAUUGGGUAUGAUCAAAGAGAAGGAGCAGGACGAAUAUAAGGCUCGUCUCAUAAAUCCAUUCGGAAAACCUCUUCCAUUAUUUCACCUUAGAUUAUUAGAUGAUGAUACACUUUGUCAUAUUAUGAGCUUCCUUCAAACCAGACAAGUAUUGGUAAUGUCAUCUCUGAACAAGUACUCAAGAAAUCUUGUAAAGAGCUACCUACAACAAUAUGAUAUUGAAAUUAGUUAUUCUGCUCUGGUUGUUACUGAAAAGAAACCAGCAUCUUUGGGACAAACUUGGUUCCUGCCAAAGGAAAGUUUACCAGGAAAAGCUGAGAUGGUCAAUCACGUACUCCAACAUUCUCUGCUUAAGCAUGUAAGAAAUAUGAGAUUGUUAGCUUGUUCGUCUCAUUUUUUUACUGAAAUACACUUUGAAGAACAAGUCCUAUCUAAAACUAAGAAUUUGAAGAGAUUGGCAUUGUAUGAGUAUACACCUGUACAAUCAAUACUCCCAGUUCACUCUCCUGAUCUCGAAUACUUGGAAAUUGGUUCGAGUAUUUACAAUGACUACCAUUUCCGUCCAUUCAUCUCCAAGUUUACUAAUUUGAAGCAUUUAAAACUUGGAGUUGCUUUCUUCCCUUCUUUGAAUCCAUUCUCUGAUAAUCCUAAUCUUCAAAUUGUAGAAUAUUUACCAAUCACUGAUCAAGACACGGAAUACUAUGUGAAUUAUACUGGCUCCAAGCCAGUUGGAAAUACUUGGGAAGAAUUGAAAUCUUUGAAUCCUCACAUUGUUUUUAAAGAGUACCAAGCAAGUACCAGCAGUUGUCUCUAUGAUUUUACUUCUUACUAAAAAUGGAGUCCUUAAUAAA